Messenger RNA from Diaporthe amygdali, 1560 nucleotides. RefSeq lists its product as uncharacterized. Bases 1 to 1560 code for a protein of 519 amino acids. The transcript has 6 exons. The record is from RefSeq and is a predicted model, not a curated record. Gene Ontology annotation, molecular function: monooxygenase activity; oxidoreductase activity, acting on paired donors, with incorporation or reduction of molecular oxygen; heme binding. Lineage: Eukaryota; Fungi; Ascomycota; Sordariomycetes; Diaporthales; Diaporthaceae.
AUGCCCACAACACAUACAUAUCUGAAGUUUGCAGAAUGGUCAAAGCAGUACGGUGACAUAGUCGGUCUCAGGAUCGGUCCUCAGAGUAUGGUUAUUAUUAGCAGCCCUGAGCUUAUCCGCGAAAUGUUCGUCAACCGCGGUGUAAUCUACUCAGGAAGGCCUGUGCUCUACGUCAGUCGUGACCUGAUCUUUCCGGACCAAGACCAUAUGUUCAUGAUGCAGAAUGACGAGAUGUUGCGGCGUACCAGAACGGCCUUGAAGCGACUCACCGGGCCAGCUGGACUGAAAGAGGCACUCCCAUUGCAAGAAGCCACAGCGGCGAAAUUGAUUUCCGACCUUUCCGAUGGUAACGAGCCUCCAGAGAGGUGUAUCCGCCUGUGGAGCUUCACGAUUGCCAUGACAGCAAUACUGGGCCCUGUCGCAGAAGACAAGGCAUCGGAAGUGCUAGAUGAAUGGACACAUAUACAACACAGGCUUAUUGAGAGUGUGGAAGCAACAAUGUCUUCAGCUUUCGAAUUGCUACCCUUCUUGAAAUACUUACCCUUCAUCCCUGGGAAAGAGAACGCCAGGCAGAUUGGAAUUUCGUUGCGCGCAGUCUACACGGAUCUGUUCGGCCGCUUGAAGUUUCAUCUAUCUCAGGCCCAAAGCUCUGUUGUCGACAUCAAGUACUGGGGCCUCAUCGGUAGCAUUCUACGGGAUCAGGAGAGGGAGAAAGAAAAUGUGGAAAAGACAAAGUCCCACUUCACCGAUUCGCAGCUCAAGACCUUGGCGCAGUUUGUUCAAGAUGCGGCAACAGAUACUACACUCUCGACUGCAAUGACUUGUAUCAUGGCUUUAACAGCAAACCCUCACCUGUUACAGAAGGUUCAGAAAGAGGUGGACGCAGUCUGUGGACGGGGGAGCGUGCCUUCAUAUACAAACAUUGACAAGUUGCCCUAUGUUAGAGCAUGCGUGCUUGAGACACUUCGCUGGAGGCCCCCAGCGCCUGUUUUGCUGCCGCACCGGCUGGAGCAGGACGAUCACAUACGAGGCUUCUACCUGCCGAAGGGAACGAUGAUCAUCGCGAAUGGAUGGGCUGCUAAUCAUGAUCCGGGACACUUCGAGAGACCAGAAGUGUUUAAUCCUGAUCGGUUCGUCGAUGUCCAGGGCUACCCAGGCUUGUAUCCAUUUGGAUUGGGCCGUCGCUCGUGCCCUGGGGACAACUUCGCACUGAAUACCUUGAUCAUAAUGAUCUCGAAACUGGUGUCGUCUUUCGAUCUCGCCUUUGAUGGGCCAGCUCCUGACCUCAGCAUCGAGAAUUGCGCCGUUGAGAACGUCAAGGAUGAGAAAGCCCCCAAUCGUCGGCAACUUCACCCAUGGUUUUCACAAGACACCAGCGCCCAGCGCCCAGCGCUCAGUGGGGCUCCGGACUGCUUGCCUUAUUUGUUCGAACAACUAGCAGAGGGUCCUGGCUUCGUCCGAUACAUCGGAUCAUCCCAAGAUAUCUACGGAAGCCUUGGCUGCGAUAUGGGAGGAAUGAAAUCUGCCAUAACAGCCACCUCGCUUGAGAACCAUGCCUAG